AUGGCACCGAAAGCAAUUUACCAAUCAAAAGUUGAGUUUGGUCCAUGGUACAUACAACAGUUACAGCAAAGUUGCUUAGGCGCAGCAGCAGGAUAUUUCUUCUGGACAGGAAUAUCAAAGUCCGAUGGAGCACCCGCUCAUAAUGCCAUUAUUAUAAGACAACAGUUAAAUGAAAUGUUUAGAAAUCGAUGGAUGGGAACUCACGGGCCAGUGGAAUGGCCCCCACGGUCACCUGAUCUAACACCAUUAGAUUUUUUUUUAUGGGGUCAUUUAAAGACUGUUGUUUAUGCAGAUCCACCAGCAAACUUACAGGAUUUAAAAAAUAAAAUAACGGUAGCGUGCAGACAAUUAACAAAAGAACAAAUUUUGGCAGCAACCUAUAGAGAAGUGAGUCGUCGAUUGGAAAUGUGUUUAGAAAAAAACGGAAGAAAUUUUGAACAUUUUAUUAGAUAA
Melanaphis sacchari is the source of this 453-nucleotide messenger RNA. RefSeq lists its product as uncharacterized. The record is from RefSeq and is a predicted model, not a curated record. Gene Ontology annotation, molecular function: nucleic acid binding. Lineage: Eukaryota; Metazoa; Arthropoda; Insecta; Hemiptera; Aphididae. The coding region runs from base 1 to 453 and encodes 150 amino acids. The transcript has 2 exons.